CUAGCGGGGAGGGCCGGGGUGAAAGAUGGAGAUCAGUAAGAAUAGAAGAUAGUAUUUAGUUUACGACAUUGACAGACCGAUCCUUCUUUAUAUAUAUAUCGAUGUUGUAGCUGCAUCAAAGAUGGCCAGCUAUAGGCCGAUUUCUCAUCAGUUUGUUCUGGACGAAGCUCAUCUGAGCUGCCCAAUUUGUUUAGACUAUUUUGAAGAGCCUAAGUCUCUUCCUAACUGUGCUCAUAACAUCUGUAAAGCUUGUAUACAACGACUUGAUAGAGGAACCGGAAGGAUAGUCUGUCCCGAAUGCAGAGUGGAAUCUCUAAUCCCUCAAAGUGGUGAUUUUCCAACUAACUACUUAUUGAAAUCCCUUGUGGAUGGUAUUCCAGGAAGAAAGGAAAGCAAAUGGCUGAAUGAAUCUCUAUCGAAACAUAAAGUAAGAAUCGAUACGCAAAGAAAAGAAACGCUUGAGAAUUUUGAUGUCCUCUCUCGGUUAAUAGAAGAAGGACUGACGUCUCAUGGUUUAAAGCUACGAGAACAAGUAUCCAAAACUACUAUAGAACUAAUUGAUYUUCUACGAAUCCACGAAAAAAAGCUACAUGAGAAAAUACAACAGAUAUUGCUUGAAAAGACCAAUGCUUGCCACGCACAGCUCGAGAAAAUGCAAAGGAGCUUUUCUGAUCGAAAUGAAAUUGUCGCAGAUAAAAUAGCGUAUGUUGAAGAAUAUCUAGCCAGUUCUGACAGCCUAAAAAUUGCUGAAUCGAAGGACAAAUUAUCCGAAGACCUUGAAAAUCUUUCCUUGGGAUUUGAAGAAGGUCAUCUAGAUGAGCUUGUAAGAGAGAUAUUUGAGUUCAAAGAUUUGAAGUUUGAAAAAGCAGAAUUAGCAGAUUGUGAGAUACUUGUUGGGACCAUUGUAGAUCAUUCCCGCCAAGAAGUAUUGCAGAGAGGGCAACACUGCAAGUCAAGUACGAAGAUAUUUCUCCAGAACCUCACAAAGCUUGUAGAUGUUAAGUCUCUGUGUGGUUUGUUUUCUCCUUUCGGGAAGGUUCACUGUUGUGAAAUAGCUGUCAACGACAGCGGGGAACCACUAGGGAGUGGUAUGGUGCAUUUUGAACAAGAAAAAAGUGUCACCACAAGCAUAAAGAAGAUGGACGGUGUCUUAAUGGAUGACAUGAAACUAUCUGUUGGAAGAUGCAUAUCGAAUGAUAAGUAUCAGAGUAAAUUAUCAAAAAAUCUCAACACAAACUAUGUCUACGUAUAUUAUCCUGGAGAUGAUCUUACAGAGGGACACUUGAGAAGUUUAUGUGGUAGUAAUGACAAGAUUUUGAGCAUCGAAUUGUUGACUGAUGGUGAUGGUAAAUCCAGUCUUGGAUUUGUUGGCUUUUGGAGUAACAAAGAUGCUUCACAGGCCAUUGAAUUUCUGAAUGGGAAACUUAUCGAUGACAAAAUUUGUAUAGCAAGACAAGUAAAAAAGAAAGAAAAAAUAUUAGCUGAUGCUCUGUCAGAUACUAGAAAAAAGAAGGCAAGAAAAUCUGCACUCCCAAGACCAUCUAUUUCUACAGUGUAUGUUUCUAACAUGGAUGCCGUUGUUAACGAAGAAAUCCUGACAGAGGAGUUUUCCGCUUAUGGAGCAGUCCAUGGUGUUAAAAUCAUCAGGAAUGCAAAUGGAAGGUCAAGAGGUUGUGGUUUUUUGUACUUCACAUCAGAAGAAGAUGCCAUAUUUGCAGCCGCUAUGAUGAAUGGCAAAUGGCUGGUCUCUAGAAACCUGGUAGUUUUGUAUGUGGGGAAGACAAAAGGCAAACAUCUAUUGAUCAAGAACUUGGAAGACUCAAUAGAUGGGGCUUUCCUUAGGAAAGAGUUCUCAGCUUUUGGAGAUGUGAAUGAAGUAAAGAUUAUGAGGAACCAUGAUAAUUCAAUAAAAGGUUUUGUAACAUUUACUACUCCUGAGGAAGCUGCAAUCGCAGCUGCAGAAAUGAACAAGAACAUAUUGUUGACAAAGCAGCUGUCUGUAGUGGUACUACAAUCAAAAGAGGAACGACAGGCACAACUAAAGGUGGAGUUUUCUGGAAACCAGCGAGCAAAGGAAGCUUCGACUUAAAGUUUUGUAAACAAAUCAGCUAUAGGAAAAUCUUAAAUGCCUGAAUUAAAAAUACAGAGUUUUUAGUUUAGGAAGUGGUGAGUCUCCAAGGAUGGAGGCUCCUUCAAACCUACAAAUGUUAUUGCUACCCUUCAAAACAGCCUCUGUACUGAUCAAAGUCAGGGUACACCUAAUAGCUAAUGUGUGUUAACCUAGUGUGUAAGGUUUUGUAGAUGGAGGAAAAGUGCAGAACCCUGAAAAAUAAUCCUUGAAUCAAGGGAGAGACCUAACAAACUCUUACAAGAUGUGAUAUUGAGUCUGGGAAUCAAACCUGAGAUCCCAGAGGUGAGUGCACCCUUGAUUCCCUAAUCAGCUCGGAGAAGGAAGAGGGUGAAAAAGAGCAGAAGAAAAAAGAGACAAGGAGUAAGCUGACGAAAAUAUUAAGCCUUAUUUUCUAAACAAAAUCAGCUUUUAAUUGUUUAUGUUUUACCAAGAUGCUGUACAUUAACUAACAACAGUUUUCAUCAUAUUAAUGACUCACAAAAAAUACCAGAAUUAAGUAUCAUAUUGUUGCUACUUAUCUACACCCAGCGAGCCGUGAAAUAAGACCCAGUAUGUCAUCCCGUGAUGCCUCAGUUAGACGUAUAAUUAGAGGAUUGGAUUCAGAUGGAGAGAAGUGUACAUCCAUAAGACAAGAGAUCUGACUAAGUUUCUUUUGGAAUUGAACUGUUUGCUGAAAUUAUAAAAAUGAUCAUCAGUGUUAGUAGGACGUUUGUGGGUUUAUAAUUAUACUACUAGCUAACAGUG
Molecule: messenger RNA, 2875 nt
Organism: Actinia tenebrosa (Australian red waratah sea anemone)
Lineage: Eukaryota; Metazoa; Cnidaria; Anthozoa; Actiniaria; Actiniidae
Product: polyadenylate-binding protein 1-like
Molecular function (GO): RNA binding
Source: RefSeq, a predicted model, not a curated record